CUCUGCAAUUGAUAUGAGGUUUAUAAAGAAGAGCAAGUGCUUGCUGUGCCCGGCCACUGCUACGGUUGGAGACACAUCUACACACACAGCGUACAUCGAGAUACUCAGCUUUGUGGGGACUGAGAGCUACAAAGAUUUCUUCAAGGAAAUAGCUAAAGAGUGGAUGGCGCUUGGUGGUGUUCCACACUGGGCCAAGCAAUGGAACUUCCUGAAGGACGAAGGAAUCUACAAGCACCUGAGGGACCACUAUGGUCCUAAUAUGAAGAAAUUCACUGCCGUUCUGGAUGCCCUCAAUGGCCAGAAGAAAGAUAUAUUUCUCAACAAGACCAUGACAACACUACUGUAUGAUUGAAACUGCCUUCGAAAUGUUCUUACUAAGUUUGUAAUGAAAUAUUGUGUAGAAGGGUAGGUAGUCAACUAACUGUGCAAUUAUAUAAAUUUUGCUGAAAU
Geodia barretti is the source of this 450-nucleotide messenger RNA. Lineage: Eukaryota; Metazoa; Porifera; Demospongiae; Tetractinellida; Geodiidae. The record is from the annotation of a GenBank genome assembly.